AUGACUAGACUGAGUGCAGGGUUAAGCCCAAAGGGCACGGAUCGUAUAUCAAGUGGAAGGUCUGCUUCUCAGAGCUAUCCACCUUCGCUGACGGAAGGGUCCACAAAUAAAUCGGUCGUGGUAAACCAGCCGUCUCAUGACACAGGAUCCACGAAUAGUACCAGGGCUGGCUCUGGAGAAAACAAACCGUACAACUAUAACCCAAAUACCCAGAAGAGUUCUUCUGCCUACAUUUCGGCGCCCAGAAUACUAGAGACCUCGUCACAGAUCGGUGGUACCUUCCAUAUCCAUCGUAGGGCUGGUAUUCCUAGCGAACCUCUUGCCAUAUCCGGUGCUAUCACACAUAAAGGACGUUCAUUUGGCCAAAGUCAUUGGAUCAAUAUGAUUUCCCUAUUUGAGGACAUCUGUGGGACUGUUGAGCGGCAUUUGCAAUAUGACCAAUCUGUCACUCUUUCCAAUGUUGAAAAGUGCAAGGCUUUGGCCAGAACUAUCAAAUCGCGACGUAUACCUACGGGCCCUAUUCGUCUCACGUCAGAUCUCCCCUCCAAAAAGGUGUCUGACGAGCUCGUGGACUGCUACAUCCAGACAAUUGAGUCUAUAUACCGAAUUCUCCACAUUCCAACCUUCAAGAUGGAUUACGAAGCACUAUUCCUAUCCGCGGACGAGACUGCACCCGACAUCACAUUCCUAGCUCAAGUUAAACUAGUACUUGCUAUUGGUGCGGUUACCUACGAUAAGAACUUCUCGCUACGCGUUCUGGCAACUAGAUGGAUAUAUGAGACCCAAGCUUGGCUUUUCAGUCCUACAUUUAAAUCACGAUUCAAUAUUCAAUCAUUGCAAUCCUAUCUGUUACUUCUGUUUGCCCAAGAAAUGGUGGGCAUUGACGGAGAUCCGAUGUGGGUUUCAGUCGGCACCUUAUUGAGGAGAGCAAUCUAUAUGGGGCUACACAAAGACCCCGAUGGAAUGCCCGGGGACGAUGGAAAGCCUGGAAAUACCCUGUUUGUGACAGAAAUGCGUCGUAGGAUCUGGAAUACAAUCCUUGAAGUUUGCCUUCAGUCAAGUUUAACUUCCGGAGGGCCCCCAUUAUUCUCUCUUGACGAUUUUGACACAAAGCCUCCAAGAAAUUUUGACGAUAAACAAAUCAAGGACUCUGCUGCCAUACAAAAAGAUGAAUUUACCCAAGCAUCUAUCUCUAUAGCUCUUCGUGAGACUUUGCCUCAGCGCUUAGCGGUAAUAACCUUUCUUAAUAGUCACGGUUCCUCACUUUCGUCGUGCACCUACGAAGUAAUUCUUCAACUUGAUAAGGAGCUCCGAUCAGGCUAUAAGUCUUUAUGUAAGACUAUUCAAGACUAUACCCGCAGUCCUUACCCUUCCUCUCUAUUUGAAUUUCGCACAGUCGAUUUAAUCAUGCAACAAUAUCUCUUAUGUCUUCAUGUGCCCUUUUUUGGCCUAUCGUCGGCUUAUGCAUUCACGAGAAAGGUCACUGUUGAGGCUGCUUUUAAAAUAUGGCAUAGCACUUAUCAGACUUUGCCUUUUGUUACUUCUCGGCCUAAUGAAUGUCCUCGCUCCUCGACUCGUGAUCAUUCAACGCUCCUAGCAACUUGCGGCUCAGGAUUUUAUCGAACCAUCAUGCUUCAGGCUGCUCUAGUGAUAGCGGCGGAACUUAGAUCACAGAUUCGGAAUAGCGAAAGCCUAGGCCCAAUACCUUUAAGCCAAGAUCUGUUUACGGUGCUGGAAAAUGCAAAGGCAUGGUCUAUCCAGUCACUUCUGAAAGAUCCAACAGAAGAUUACAUUCCUGGGACUUUAAUAGGCGCUCUUGAAGAUGCAUCCGCAGCGUCACUGUCUAUUCUUAAUGGUGUGGCUACCCUGGACCCUGUUGGGAACUCCACUGAUACGCUUCACGAAAUGCCGCUGGACAAUAUGAGUGACGUAACAGAAGAUUGGAGAUUUAUGGUGGCCGAUUCAAUAUUCAAUCUAGACUGUAGUUCCGAUAUUAUGCACUCGCUAUUCGGAACCGCCCACACAGCACGGUAG
This is a messenger RNA of Nannizzia gypsea CBS 118893, 2034 nucleotides long. Its product is annotated as C6 zinc finger domain-containing protein. The record is from RefSeq and is a predicted model, not a curated record. Gene Ontology annotation, biological process: DNA-templated transcription; regulation of transcription by RNA polymerase II. Gene Ontology annotation, cellular component: nucleus. The coding region runs from base 1 to 2034 and encodes 677 amino acids. The transcript has 4 exons. Lineage: Eukaryota; Fungi; Ascomycota; Eurotiomycetes; Onygenales; Arthrodermataceae. Gene Ontology annotation, molecular function: DNA-binding transcription activator activity, RNA polymerase II-specific; RNA polymerase II cis-regulatory region sequence-specific DNA binding; zinc ion binding.